AAGAGUCGAGGAUAAUAAAAUUGGAUGUGGCAGGCGGACCGGAGGCGGAAAGUCCGGAGUGACCGGAGGAAUACAGUAUUACUACAGGAAUACAGGCUGCCGCUCUCCUCUGAACGUGGACAAUCAUGCAUGUGCUCUUCUGGGGCUUGGGGUUCCUACUAUUCCCUGAUUUCUUGAAUGUAGUCGCUUCUACGGGGACAUUGCUUUUGAAUUCAAGCACAGUUAAAGAGGAGAUCGGCGCUUAUGAGAUUGUAACACCAGUACGAGUGAAUGAAGCCGGUGACAAUUUUCCAACUAGUGUGCACUUCAAGAGGAAACGGCGAAGUUUGGACGAGAACACCGGCAACACUACGGAUCAGUGGGCCUCGCCAAAUAUCCACUACAGGAUAUCUGCUUUCGGACAGCAUUAUCACCUCAACCUCACGCUGGAUUCGGGAUUUAUCGCACCUCUCUAUACUGUGACAGUACUUGGAGUGCCCCGAGGAGAUAACAUAACGGAUUUUGCAACAGAUGGGGAGGUGGAGGAGGAGGACACGGAGUUAAGGCACUGCUUCUAUAAAGGACUUGUAAAUGCAGAAGCAGAACACGCCGCAGUCAUCAGUUUGUGCUCCGGACUGCUUGGCACUUUCAGGUCUCCAGAAGGGGAGUAUUUUGUGAAGCCCCUACACAGCUAUCAAGGAGAACACUAUGAAGAGGAACACACAAAACCUCAUAUUGUAUACAGGAAGAGUGCACCCAAGAAACAGACAUCUGGGGAGAACUCAGCUUGUGACACUUCAGGACACAAACACAGACAUAAGAGACACAAGCUUAAGAGAGGGCCAGUGGCUGGGGUUCCCACUGUGACCAAUGCAGCCCCAGUGGUCAGUAUAUUCAAUGACGUGGAGUCGCUGAGUGCCGGCCUGGUCAGCGAUGCUUUGCUCAGAUUUGCGAGCGGCAGUGCUAGCGCCAGACCAUCAAAUGAUAGCAGCGGUGACUCAGGACCUCACAAGAGAUCAAAGCGCUUCCUCUCCUACCCGCGCUUCGUUGAAGCCAUGCUGGUGGCCGACAGCAAAAUGGUGGAGCAUCACGGCAGCAACCUACAGCACUACAUACUCACAUUAAUGUCCAUAGUAUCUUCCAUCUACAAGGACCCCAGCAUUGGCAACCUGAUAAACAUUGUGAUUGUAAAGUUAGUCAUAAUAAACAACGAGCUGGAUGGUCCAGUCAUUUCAUUUAAUGCACAGACCACUCUAAAGAACUUCUGCAUUUGGCAGCAGAACCAAAACAUCCCGGAUGAUAACCACCAAUCCCAUCACGACACUGCCAUCCUAAUCACCAGGCAGGACAUCUGCAGAGCAAGGGAUAAGUGUGACACCUUAGGACUCGCAGAGUUGGGGACGGUGUGUGAUCCAUACAGGAGUUGCAGCAUCAGCGAAGACAAUGGACUCAGCACUGCAUUCACCAUCGCCCAUGAACUUGGCCAUGUGUUCAACAUGCCUCAUGACGACAGUAACAAGUGUAAGGAGGAUGGAGUUAAGAUUCAGCAACAUGUGAUGGCUCCCACACUCAACUACAACACAAACCCUUGGAUGUGGUCCAAGUGUAGCAAGAAGUACAUCACAGAGUUCCUUGACACAGGAUAUGGUGAGUGCUUGCUCGACGAGCCCGUUUCUAGACCGUACAGUCUCUCACAGCAGCUGCCUGGGCGGAUAUACAAUGUCAAUAAACAGUGUGAAUUGAUAUUUGGACAGGGGACACAGGUGUGCCCUUAUAUGACCCAGUGUCGGAGGCUGUGGUGCACAAGUCCAGAGGGCGCCCAGCGGGGUUGCAGGACCCAGCACAUGCCUUGGGCAGACGGCACUGAAUGCUCUCCUGGAAAGUACUGCAAACACGGCAUAUGUAUAGCCAAAGAGGAUGACACCGCACCUGUGGAGGGGGCAUGGGGAGUUUGGAGCCCUUUUGGUACCUGUUCUCGGACAUGCGGCGGGGGCAUCAAGAUUGCUGUUCGCGAAUGCAACCGACCUGUGCCCAGGAAUGGAGGAAUGUAUUGUGUGGGUCGCAGAAUGAAGUUUCGUUCCUGUAAUUCUGAGCCCUGCUCCAAGCAGAAGAAGGACUUCAGGGAGGAACAAUGUGCGGCUUUCGAUGGCAGGCACUUCAACAUCAACGGUCUACCUCCAAAUGUUCGCUGGGUACCCAAGUACAGCGGAAUCCUGAUGAAGGACAGGUGUAAGCUAUUCUGCAGGGUUGCAGGCAGCACGGCCUACUAUCAGCUCAGGGACAGGGUCAUUGAUGGAACGCCGUGCGGACCGGAUACCAACGACAUCUGUGUCCAGGGCCUGUGCAGGCAAGCAGGCUGUGACCAUGUAUUGAACUCUAAAGCCAGGAGGGACAAGUGUGGCGUGUGCGGCGGUGACAACUCUUCCUGCAAAACUGUGGCAGGCACCUUCAACAUCGUCCACUAUGGCUAUAAUGAAGUAGUGCGAAUACCCAGUGGUGCAACAAAUGUAGAUGUGCGUCAACACAGCUACUCAGGGAAACCGGAGGAUGACAACUACCUCGCCAUAUCAAAUAGCCGUGGAGAGUUCCUGCUUAAUGGAGAGUUUGUGGUCAGCAUGUUCAAAAGGGAAAUCAAAGUAGGAAAUGCCGUCAUCGAGUACAGCGGCUCUGACCAUGUCAUUGAGAGGAUCAACUGUACUGAGCGCAUCGAGGAGGAGAUCAUUGUCCAGGUGCUGUCUGUGGGGAACCUUUACAACCCAGAUGUCAGGUACUCAUUUAACAUCCCCAUAGAAGACAAACCUCAGCAGUUCUUCUGGGAUGCCUAUGGGCCCUGGCAGGAGUGCAGCCGCCUGUGCAAAGGAGAGCGCAAGCGGAAGAUUCUCUGUAGCAGAGAGUCCGACAGGGUGGUGGUGUCAGACCAGAGGUGUCACGGUACAGCUAGACCUGCUGUCAUCACUGAGCCCUGUAACACUGAAUGUGAACUCAGGUGGCAUGUGGCUCGAAAGAGUGAGUGCACAGCUCAGUGCGGCCUGGGAUAUCGUACCCUAGAAAUAUACUGUGCCAAAAUCAGCCGUGCAGAUGGUAAAACCCAGAAGGUUGAUGACCGCUACUGUAACGGUCAGCACAAACCUGACGACAAGGAAAGUUGCCAUGGAGACUGUAACCCGGGUGGCUGGGAGUACUCGCCUUGGACAGAGUGCUCCAAGAGCUGUGGUGGGGGCACCCGUCGUCGAGGGGCAGUGUGUCGAAAGGCAGCCGAGGCUGGCGGCGAUGAGAGCAAAUGCAGUCAAAGGGACAAGAUGACCGUCCAACCCUGCAAUGAAUUCCUCUGUCCACAAUGGAAGACUGCCGACUGGUCUGAGUGCCUUGUUACAUGUGGGAAAGGCUAUAAGCACCGUCAGACGUGGUGUCAGUUUGGUGAGGACCGUUUAGACGACCGCCUUUGUGGCCCAUCUAAACCUGAGUCGGUGCAGAUGUGCCAGCAACAAGAAUGUGCCUCUUGGCAGGUCGGACCCUGGGGACAGUGCACUACCUCUUGUGGGCCAGGCUACCAGAUGCGAGCUGUGAAGUGUGUGGUUGGCUCUUAUGGUGCUGUCAUGGAUGACACUGAAUGUAAUGCUGCCACCCGACCCACUGACACCCAGGACUGUGAACUGGCCCAGUGUCCCAGCAGCCACCCUGAUCCCCCAGGGACUAAAGUCCCCUCCAAUCAGGGCCACAAAACACAGUGGCGGUUUGGUUCCUGGACCCAGUGUAGUGCCAGCUGUGGCAAAGGGACACGUAUGCGCUAUGUGAGUUGCCGUGACAACCAAGGUGGUGUGGCAGAGGAGGCGGAGUGCGCCCACCUACCAAAACCCCCUGCCAGAGAAAUGUGCUCAGUAGUGGCCUGUGGACAGUGGAAAGUACUUGAAUGGACAGCGUGCUCAGUAACGUGUGGCCAGGGGAAGACGACACGGCAGGUACUGUGUGUCAACUUCAGUGACCAAGAGGUGAACACUAAUGAGUGUGACCUAGACGAUCGUCCUACCACAGAGCAGGACUGUGCUAUGUCUCAAUGCCCGUCCCGCUCCAGUGAGUCCCGACCUUUCCCGUCCUCACCAAAUGCAAGCACCAGGAACAACCUGCCCCGCAGCCAAUCCCACCAAUGGCGGACUGGACCCUGGGGCGCGUGCUCCAGCACAUGUGCAGGAGGUUUCCAGCGGCGUGUAGUAGUGUGCCAGGAUGAGAACGGCUACCCUGCCGACAGCUGUGAGGAUCGCAGCCAGCCCAACGAGCAACGAUCCUGUGAGUCAGGAACGUGUCCACAGUGGAUCUAUGGCAACUGGGGAGAGUGCACCAAGCCAUGUGGAGGUGGGAUAAAGACGAGGCUGGUGGUGUGUCAGCGUCCAAACGGCGAGCGUUUCAAUGAUCUGAGCUGCGAGAUCCAUGACAAGCCACCAGAUCGAGAGCAGUGCAAUACUCAGCCGUGCCCGUCUAGCCCCCACUGGAGCACAGACCCAUGGAGCUCGUGCUCUUCCUCCUGUGGAAGAGGGUUCAAGUCCCGUAAGGUGGGCUGUGUGACCGGGUCAGGCCGCUCCGUCCCAGAGGAGAACUGCCAGCAUCUUUCCUCCAAACCCAGCAAGCAGAGACGCUGCAAAGGUGGACAAUGCCUCAAGUGGAAGAAUGGCAACUGGGGAGAGUGUUCAGCAUCGUGUGGCGACGGCAUCCAGCGGCGGGAGGUGUUCUGCCAGGCCGGAGACCGACGAAGCCCGCAGGAGACCGGCUGCUCCCGGCGCUCCAGACCAGCGUCCAGCCAGAGCUGCCGGGUGGCUGACUGCCCCUCCCGGUACAGGUGGAGAGAAGGAGACUGGCAGACGUGCAGUAAGUUGUGUGGAGUGGGCCACCGGCGACGAGCCUUGCAGUGCGUGGACCACAACCAGCAGGAGGUCCAUGAGAUGUACUGUGUGAACCAGAUCAGACCUCCAGAUAUAGAGAGCUGCGACACCCAUGCCUGUGAAUUGAUCUGGAUCACAGGGGAAUGGACUGAGUGCUCAGCCAGCUGUGAUCAGGGCUACCGCCAGCGUCUGAUCUCCUGCAGCGAGGUGCAUGCAGAGAAUGACAACUAUGAGUACGGCCAUCAGUCUUUGUCCAACUGCCCCGGGACCCCCCCUGAGAGCUACAUGCCUUGUAAUUUGGACCCGUGCCCGCAGCCACAGGAGUGGAGGGUUGGAAUCUGGGGACUGUGUUCAGCGAGCUGUGGUGAUGGCGUGAUGGAGAGGACGCUGCAGUGUGUGUCAGCAGAUGGUCAGGAAAGCAAUAGGUGUUCUCAAGACGGCAUGCCAGAGGCCAGACAAGUGUGCAGAAAUCCAAGCUGCCAUUUGCCUUCUAGCUGUCAAGAAGUCCAGAGCAUGAACGGCCCCCUCCCAGACAGCGAACACUUUCUCAAUGUUAAAGGAAAAGCACUCAAGGUCUACUGUGCAGGAAUGCAGACAGAGACUCCACAGGAGUACAUCACCUUGACGACAGGAGAAGGGGAGAAUUUUUCAGAGAUCUUUGGCUUCAGACUAAAUGAUCCCACCCAGUGUCCAGCCAAUGACUCCAGAAGAGAGGAUUGUGACUGUCGGAGAGACUACACCGCCGCCGGCUUCACCACCUUCUCUAAAGUGCGACUGGCCAUCAGCAAGAUGAACAUCAUCACUGCAGAUUGGCAGUUUGCUGUCACCCGUGAAGGCAAGAGUGUUCCAUUUGCUACCGCUGGAGACUGCUACAGUGCUGCACGUUGUCCACAGGGGCGCUUCAGGCUCAACCUCUCAGGAACAGGUUUUAAAUUGGCUCAGGACACCUCGUGGAGUUCCCAGGGCAACUAUGCGGUGGCAGAUAUACGAAAAUCACAGGAUGGGAGCAGCGUGUCAGGAAUGUGCGGAGGCUACUGUGGUAAAUGUUCACCGUCCUCUGGCUCCAGUCUGCCUGUAACAGUGGAGUAGAUCUACUGUAAUACCAUCAAACAGCAUCUGUUUCCAUUCAUCUCGGCAUCCCAUCUUCAGGUUCUCAAGUCAUCCCUCCUCUUUGGUGCUAUAGCAUAUCAAACCCGCCCUCACCUCUUUCACUCCCAUGUGUGUAUAGUGUAAAUGAAUCUGGUGUAAGUACUGUACAUAGCAGGAUAGAAAUGUCUUAUUUAUUGUACUCUCCAUUUAUUUUUGUAUUGUAAUAUAAUUUAACUGUUUUGUUGUCCGUAGCGAACACCACACAGUUGCCAUUUAUUGGGUUUUUGCCAGAAUAUGCCUUCCAAUUUACUUGCCAUUUGGACUUUUUAGCACCGUCAUUACUCCACACUGCAUGUGUUACAGCCAUAUGUGCCUUUUUAGAUAAAUUCAUUAAGUUGUGUUUAUUCCAGUAAUGUUGUGACAGCCACCAGACCUGUUCAUAUUCAGUGAGGUGUCUCCAAUCAGUGGGUCUGUUUGUAAACCUUCAGGCAAGAUUAGCAGACGCAUGCACAGAUGCCCAGUAUAACCAUCGUGCUAUUUUAUACUGUGUGCCAUUGAGCAGCUCCUUUAGAGGAAGUGUGAGUUUAGUGAAUUUUCCCAGUGAGAUGAUACCAGUAAGUCCAGCGAUCCUUCCACCUCUAAGUUUAUGUACAACUGUUGGAAGUGUUUUAUUUGUUGCCAAGUAUAUUUAAAAGUGGGUAUGAAGAACUAACUGUUCUUAGAUUGUGGUCAGGCUGCUCCAACUGCAUCUCUCCAGCUGUUCACUGCAGCUGCAAGUCUUCAUAUUGCUGGACGGGAGAGAGGAAAGUGCAAUAAAUAAUAACACACUGCUGGAAAUACAGCCAGGAGUUGAUGCCAUGAGAACACCUGCAUCCGGAAAAUACACACGUAUUGAUACUGGAAUUUCAGUUUUAAUGAAUGUGAACAAGGCACUCUGGGAAUGAAGUCAAUUCAGUCCUUUUUAAAGGCCCAAUGAGUUGGAUUUGUUGGUUGCGGUUUGUAAACACAACAUUCAAAGUUGGCCCCCUCCAGCCUCGGCUUUGUCCGCUUGGUGUUUCACCUCGCUAUAUUUGCGUUUUUUCAGUAAAAAAAUAUUUUUGUUGUUAAAAAUAUGAGAUGAAACUUCCAAUGAAUGACAUAGUGUAUACUAUAUUUCUUCAGUAAAGUAGAUGAUUUGAACCUUUUUAUUAUAUACUUAUAUAACUUAUAUAAGUUCAGCACCAUUCUAAAUACAUCUAAAAAAAGAUUAAUUCAUGCUUUAGGCUGAGUUGUAAAUGAUCACAGCUGCAACCUCUUUGCAGUAUGAGGACAGCAGGAGCAACUGUGAGGCGGCGAGGAAAUAAUAAUAAAGUAUGUUCCUGGAACGAAGUGUGUGUAUGUUGAGAAAGGGUUGGUGUGGAGGUGGGAUUUACAGGGUAGACGUGAGGGAGGAAGUGAGGUGUUUACCCAUACGCAAACACUGUACGCACACAAACGCAUAACUGGAUCAUAAGGAGAAGGUUGUAGGUUUCAAGAACUGUAGAGAUUAUGCUGCCAGACAUCAGAGAGAAACAAACUCCUCUGUGUUGUUGCAUAUCUCUUAGGUAUAGCGUGCCGUGAACAGGGAGAGCCAUUAGCCUUUAGCUUUCACAGGGCAGACAGGUUAUCUUAUGUGGCGAGUAACUUGAAAGAAAGACUUCACCUCAGGCCAAUAAAAUUCCAGUAGUUACUCCUGAGAUAUAAUGCACUGGAGACACCUCUCAAACAGCUGAGCCCGCGGCCCCGCAGCGAGAUUUCUGUCCAGAUGCUGCCUGUAAACCAUUGCCUUCAGUACCUCACACUCUUCUCUCCGUUUGUUUUCAGUCCAUCCAAACUGUACAUACUGACAUGCUCCUGUUGAGAGCAUUCUACUCGUGUUUUUUUUUUGCGACUUUAUCAGGGUACUUUUUUUGUAUAUGUGUGUUUUUUUAUCUCUCUAGCCAGGUUAAUGCAGUUUUGUGAGCUGAUUCUUUUUUUGCAGAAACAUUGAGACAGUCUAAGAAGAAAAACGAUAUACUUUUUUGCGUUCUUUAAGAUUUAACUACGGAAGCCCUGAGAGGCAAGUAAGGAAAAUAAUCUGGUGAACAUUUUCUAAUUGUGAUCAAAAUAUUUGUCUCUCCUGUGUUUAUGACUUAAGAACAAGAAAAAGGAUAAUCCUUUUGACUACUCUUUAUUUUUUCUUCAUCUGUGAAACAGUUGGAAAACAUUUUUUUGCCAGGAUAUAUAUACAUUAUUUUGUCAGGAUCAUUGUUCAUUGUCACAUGUUGUCAACAUGGUCUACUAAGACUAAAAUAACUGAUUAUAAUUCUAGCCAAAAGAAAGAUAUGACAGUUGCAUAACUUGCAAACACACAAUAUACAGUAUGUACCUUGUGUUUGAAGUUCAUGGAGAAAUUCAAACUUACCUAGAAAAUUCCUAUUCAGAACAUAUGGUAGUGGUGCAUUUCAGCCAGAGUAUUACAACAACAAACGCAAAUGAAUUAUUCUGACAAACAAAAACAAUUAUAAUAAUAAUUCUCCUGGCAAAACCUUUUUUUCAGAAAAAACAAACAUAUAAGGAACUUAAAAAGAUU
Molecule: messenger RNA, 8532 nt
Organism: Cottoperca gobio
Lineage: Eukaryota; Metazoa; Chordata; Actinopteri; Perciformes; Bovichtidae
Gene: adamts9
Product: ADAM metallopeptidase with thrombospondin type 1 motif, 9
Exons: 40
Coding region: 126-5942 (1938 amino acids)
Biological process (GO): extracellular matrix organization; proteolysis
Cellular component (GO): extracellular matrix
Molecular function (GO): metalloendopeptidase activity; zinc ion binding
Source: RefSeq, a predicted model, not a curated record